AGGCAGAAUUAGGGUUUUGAAAUGGAGGGGGGAAAUUGAUUGAAGGGUUUUGAUGAAAACAGGCGGGUCUCACAAGUUAUCCGGUUCGAUCGGUUGAAACUUGAAAAAUACCGGUUUUCUAGUUCUUGAACCUAUUGUAGAACCGUUUGAACUCUCUGAGACUGACUCUGACCUUUGUAGUUACAGAAAUGGAGAAUGGAGAUGACUGGCUUGCCCCAGACAAGCUUUACCAUGUCCUCUUCUGUUUCUUCAUUGCCAUUACCGUGGCUUCUCUUGCUUAUCGAACAAGGUAUCCAUUUCUUCGCAGAUGGAGUAUUUGGUUAGGAUCGUUGGUCUCUCUCUUUGCUGGUGUGGCCAAAGAAGCAGGAGACGAGAUAGGAAUAUGGGAAUCAGCUGGAGCUUCUGUUAAAGACGUUAUUGCUGAUCUCAUGGGUAUAUUUAUGUCGUUGGUUGUGCUUUUGCUCGUCAAAUCCGUGUCUUUGCGGAGAAAAUCUGAGGAAUUGACGCGAAGUCGUGGGGUUUCGAUGGUAUAGACAUUAUCCUAUACCAAAUUGUUUGAGGAAUUUAUGGUUUUGGGAGGUCUCUGUUGUAGUCAGGCUUUGCCUCUGCUUUUGUUUAGAGAAGGAAACAGGAAAGAACCUCUGGUGUGGAAUCAAGUUACCGAACAUGAAGGGGUGUAUGCUACUUGAAGGUCCAAUCUUAACUACUGUUACCAGAGUUGGUCCUCUCCUAGCAUGUCAACAAAGAAUGGCAUGAUCAUAAACCUACCUGAUUCUUUGCAGACUUCAUUUAAGAACCGAGCUGUGUUGCUUCUUGAUGGUGGUCAUUGUAAAGCCCUUUGGUGAGAUGGUGGCAUUGAAGCAUUUCCCGCUAGGCUGCUCAUUGGGCCCAAGUAUAGUGUGCCCAUCUAAUGUUGGGCUGCCUAAGCUUCAUAGCCCACCCAAACAGGUACUCCAAAGAGCCAUCUGGUUUGUGGCAAAUGCACUUGGCGGCCUAGCACACUUGGAUCGUCCGGAUUCAUUAUGUAUCAAUUAUAAAUCUAUAGCAUGAGAAAUCCCCAUAGGUGCAAAAACAAAGUGAGGGAGAAUCGAUCCACGUUUGUUCACUGCAGAUGUGAAGUCCAGAGCCCAGACUACAGGUCCUGGGAAAUUGGAACGUGCUUUUCUGCUCUGCAACAUAUAUUUCAGUGACAUUUAGUCAGGCUCGGGACAGAUACCAACUUUUUUCACGUGGAGAUGUGACAAAAGUCUUUGAGUUUGACGAUGGAGUAGAUGCCAGCCCCAGAGAGUGUACCGAGUAUUGGAGCAGUUAAGUAGAUCCAGAUGGCUUUGUAGUUGUUAGCAGCUAUGGCUGGCCCCAGAGUUCUUACAGGAUUCAUGGAUGCUCCUGUGCUCUCCCUUCACCAUAUAAACAGAGGGAGUCCUUAAGGAGAGCAUAAGAUGGAAAAUAGAUGAACAAAUGAUCAACCAGAAUAAAAGGAGGGAUGCCGCCGGGUUUUAAAACUCAGAACUGGGUACUGAUUGGUUUCCAUUGAUUCCAAGUCAAAUCAUCCCGGAAUCAGUCAGACUCGGCUGGGAACUUCCCAGCCUAAUUCGGUGGGACUCGGUAUAUGAGAAUUGGGUUUAAUCAGAACCAGUCCCACUAGAUUCCUAGUUGACUCGGUCAAAAAAAUUUUUUUUUUUGGGUGGGUGGGGGUGAAUACUCAAUAUCAAUCUGAAUCUUAAAACCAUUCCUGCAGUAGGCCUAGUUGUGUUGCCAUUUCAUUAUACUGUGAGAUUCUAUUUUUUAUGCAAAUGCUCCUAUAACAGGAAAUAGGAAAAUGGUUCUAAAGCAA
Messenger RNA from Macadamia integrifolia, 1834 nucleotides. RefSeq lists its product as uncharacterized. The transcript has 6 exons. The record is from RefSeq and is a predicted model, not a curated record. The coding region runs from base 189 to 533 and encodes 114 amino acids. NCBI's taxonomy places the organism in Eukaryota, Viridiplantae, Streptophyta, Magnoliopsida, Proteales, Proteaceae.